Copidosoma floridanum is the source of this 1034-nucleotide messenger RNA. RefSeq names its product DNA repair protein RAD51 homolog 3-like. Gene Ontology annotation, cellular component: replication fork; Rad51C-XRCC3 complex; Rad51B-Rad51C-Rad51D-XRCC2 complex. Gene Ontology annotation, biological process: DNA repair; meiotic DNA recombinase assembly; reciprocal meiotic recombination. Lineage: Eukaryota; Metazoa; Arthropoda; Insecta; Hymenoptera; Encyrtidae. The record is from RefSeq and is a predicted model, not a curated record. Gene Ontology annotation, molecular function: four-way junction DNA binding; crossover junction DNA endonuclease activity; ATP-dependent DNA damage sensor activity.
AUGCUCCGACCGAUAAUUACUCUAGAUUUGCCGAGCACGACGAUUACUGACUUGCAAAAGAAGGGAUUCUAUUAUGUCGAAGAUUUAUUAAAAAAUGAAGAUUGUCUAAAGAAAUUCGAUUUGAACAGAUCCAUGUUAGAAAAACAAUUAAAUGUUCCAGGAACUCUGGCAUUAGAUGUUUGGCAACGUGAUACUCAAAGACAAAGUAUACUAGUUUGCUGUUCUGAAUUGGAGGCUGUUUUGGGAAAUGGCUUUCAAUGUGGUGUGAUAACGGAAUUAAGCGGGGCUCCGUUUUCAGGAAAAACACAAAUUUGCUUGCAGCUUUCUAUAUCAGUGCAGUUGAACAAAUGUCAUGGUGGUUUAAAUGGGAGAGCCAUAUACAUUGACACCAGAAGUGGAGUUUUUGGUGUAAGGCUUAGAGACAUUAUUCGAGGCUACAAUAAAUUGUUCAAGGAUUUAAAACUGAACGAAAACGAAGCUCUAAACAAUAUCCAUGUCUUAGCACCGCAUUCCAUGGAAGAUUUUUUACAAAUCAUCGAUUGUGUAGGAAAAGUCUUGGCGGAAGAAGUACAAAAUGAUAAGAAGACUCGUCUCAUUGUUGUCGAUAGUUUGUCGAUGCCCAUAUUAUGCUGCAUUGAUGAUCCACUGAAACGACCUUACUACUUUUCAAAAAUUCUCAGCGCAUUGCACAAAUUGGCACUCAAGCAUGACUUGGCUGUGGUCAUUACAAAUGAAAUUGUCACACAAGUUGACAAAGACGGCACGCCUUACUUUGCACCGGCUGGCGGCCAGCAUGUGGCUGAUUAUGUCCACGUGAAGAUGGAAUCUACGAAACUGACGGACGACAAGUUUGCGAUUCGUUUGGUGAAAAGUCCGAUGAUGCCAGAGAUAUCGAUUACGUUUAAGAUCACCCAAGAUGGUAUAAGAAGCGUUUCGUAAAAAUAGAUUUAUGUAGGAACAUGUUUUGUAUAAUUGUAAACAAUCAUCACGAUGCCAAGGAGAUCAAAGUGUACUGGUAAUCACCGCCAACGUCG